Molecule: messenger RNA, 1310 nt
Organism: Fragaria vesca subsp. vesca
Lineage: Eukaryota; Viridiplantae; Streptophyta; Magnoliopsida; Rosales; Rosaceae
Product: mannose-P-dolichol utilization defect 1 protein homolog 2-like
Exons: 8
Coding region: 61-774 (237 amino acids)
Source: RefSeq, a predicted model, not a curated record
GGUCCUCAGAAAAAUAGAGAGAGCUGAGUGUUGGUCGGAGUUGGAUCCAUAGUUACAGAGAUGAAAGUCCUCGGAAUCGAUUUCAGCUGUGCUUUGGGGGCUCUCAGCAACGGUCAGUUUCCCGAGAAGGAUUGCUUGCUUCCCCUUAUUUCCACUCUCCUCGGCUACGCCAUCGUCGCCGCCUCCACCACCGUCAAACUCCCUCAGAUAUUAAAGAUUCUGGAAAAUGGAAGUAUCAGAGGUCUUAGUAUCUUGUCUUUUGAGCUUGAACUAGUUGGUUACACGAUUGCUUUGGCGUAUUGUCUUCAUGGAGGGCUUCCCUUCUCCGCCUAUGGGGAAUUGGCCUUUCUUUUGAUCCAAGCUCUAAUAUUGGUUGCUAUUAUGUACUAUUACUCCCAACCUGUGAGCACCAAAAGAUGGAUGACGGCAUUAAUGUAUUGUGGUCUAGCACCAACUAUUUUAGCAGGUCGAAUCGAUCCUGUUCUUUUUGAAGCUCUCUAUGCAUCACAACAUGCAAUUUUUCUCUUUGCCAAAAUCCCACAGAUAUGGCAGAACUUUUCUAACAAAAGUACAGGGGAGCUCAGCUUCUUAACGAACUUCAUGAACUUUGGCGGUUCCAUGGUGAGAGUUUUCACCAGCAUACAAGAACAAGCUCCAAAAAGUGUUUUGUUGGGCUCUGUACUUGGUGUUGCAACAAAUUCCAUCCUCCUGAGUCAGAUACUUAUAUACCAAAAGCCAAAAUCUCGUGCUGAGAAGGAGAAGAAAAAAGAGUAGAAGAAUGAUGCACACAGAUAUAUAUAGCUUUGCUUCAGUAGGAUACAACAGUUGCAGCAAGCGAGCUAGUGUUUUACAGGUGGUCACCACCAGUUCCUAGAAAGGAGACAACAUUAUUCAUCUAUGUGAUAGUCUAUUCAUAUGAACCUUGGGUUUAAUUUCUUCUCGCCAAACAGUGAAUGUUGGUGGGAAAUUAUGGCGGAUUUCCCUUUACCUCUUUUCCUUUUUCAAAGUUGCAUGUAGUUUCCUUCUUUAUGAUUCUCGCUUUAAAUUUGCAUGUCACACUGCUUUAGAAUAUUGGAUGGUGUCUAAGCGUUUUAUCAUGUUCAUAAUAUUAUAGCAUUUACUGCGCAAUGCAGAUUGCACAUUUGCACCGUUUCAACAAAAAUUCUGUGGAGCUUGCACAGUUUGUUCCCAAAGUAGGAAUGAAGAUGCGGCUUUAUGGGUUCUCUUUAGAAUCAUGCAUCCUCUUUUUGCAUCUACAUACUGGCAACCCCAUGCUUUUGACUAUUUGAAUUCAAGUACCAUAAUACCAU